Messenger RNA from Venturia canescens, 878 nucleotides. RefSeq lists its product as uncharacterized. Bases 175 to 495 code for a protein of 106 amino acids. The record is from RefSeq and is a predicted model, not a curated record. Lineage: Eukaryota; Metazoa; Arthropoda; Insecta; Hymenoptera; Ichneumonidae. The transcript has 3 exons.
GUCCGCAACCCUUUGGACACUCCUUGCAAGUGUUCGUCUUAUCGCGAACCCAUCGCGUCACAUAAACAACGAAAAUAGAACGGUAUUGUAAGAACCUUGAGGACCAAAGUGGAAAUUCAGAUGUAGUUAAGACAUUUGAAAACGACAAAUCGGACCGCUGUUCGGAAGAGAAAUAUGGCGGACAAAAAUACAACGCUACUCCGACUUUUCGUAAUCGCAGCUUUGAUCAGCGUUGUUAUUGCCGCACGAGCACGUCACAACAUUAUGAAAAGAAAUUACAGCGAUCAAAGCGUGAGAGGCUACCUGGCCGAGAGAACUUGUUGGUGGAACGAGGUUUGCAAGGAAGAAUUUCACAGUAAAUUUCGUUGCCGUUGCCCUCGUUGGUCUUACUGUCGAGCGCCAGGGAGAUAUUACGACGCUCAUUGCAGCAUGACACGAACGGGGUACAUUUGGACACAACCAGAGACUUCCAUAGCCCUCGAAAUCGACAAGUAGACGAAUAAAUAGUUCAACGAAAACUGCCACUCGGAUAAAUAUUUGAAAAAUCAUUAAAUUAAUCGACAUUUAUUAAGAAUAUGAUGGUGCAUUUGUUAUACAUCAAACAAUGAUAAUUAUAUUUAUAUUUACAAUUGCAUUCAAUUGUACAAAAGUUAUGAAUUUCCCCACGAUUGAUGGAGUUCGCUUAUUCCUUAUGACGAAUACUUUGUCAAUUAUUUUCCUCGAUAUUCUAUUUGUAAAAAUCGAAUGGUUAACAGGGCCACAAUUGAAUUAAUCUCCUAAUCAUAAUUGAGUAAAAUAAAAUAUCAAAAACAUUGCCAUUGUAUCGAACAAGUCUAUCGAUAAAGGUAUAACUGGAUGGAUAGCCCGACCAAAAAUUA